Messenger RNA from Penicillium coprophilum, 942 nucleotides. RefSeq lists its product as uncharacterized. Bases 1 to 942 code for a protein of 313 amino acids. Gene Ontology annotation, cellular component: core mediator complex; mediator complex. The record is from RefSeq and is a predicted model, not a curated record. Gene Ontology annotation, molecular function: transcription coregulator activity. Lineage: Eukaryota; Fungi; Ascomycota; Eurotiomycetes; Eurotiales; Aspergillaceae. The transcript has a single exon. Gene Ontology annotation, biological process: regulation of transcription by RNA polymerase II.
AUGAACGCACUUGUCCAGUCUGCUUUGACUGAUGUCGAAUCCAAACUCAAUGCUCUUUUGACUAGUCUUACUACAUCUCCCACAGCUGCAGGAGCCCCCGCCGCAGCCGUCGCCCUACUCGACGCGGACGAUGUGUUAACCUCCGCCAUUGAAACCCUUCGGCAGCACCAAGAAAACCACGCAAAGAUCCUUCGACUGCGAAAUGAGGCACAGCAGCUGGAGGACCGAGUCAAGGGCAUUGUAGGGGAUAUUGAAGGGUUCGAGAAAGAGAUCCGCACAGCUUGUGGAGACAACGGCGACAGCGACAGCGAUUUCGAUUCCGACUCCGAUGAGGACCGUGGGGGAAAGAAAUCAGUGCUACGGGGAAUCAAUGAGAUUGAUUACAAACUACUCUUGGAUUUCGCACGCCGCAUUAGCAAAUACAACCACGAAGCAGCAGCCGAUGCCGCUACAGGCGUUGUGAAACGACAAGAACAAGGCCAUGCCCUCGCCGAUAAAGAUAUAACAAUGACGGGAAUAAACGGAGAUCAGCCAACAGAGCAGGGUGCCGAGCCAGUGGCAUCUGUCACCAAAAACGCGACGCAGUGGUUAGACGAGUCCGCGAACGUUACGCGCCAGGUCUACAUGCUCCCCUAUCCGAUGGAGGAACGGAUCCGGAUGGGACUGAUGGGCCAAAUUCAGCUUGCGGCUGGUGAUGAUCCCGAAAAGGAGGUGGAACGGUUGUUACGCGAAGCUGACGGUCUUGGGGCCGCAGAACCGCCAGCACCAGUUGAACCAGCGGAAAGCACAAAGCAGGCGGACGAGGCUGCGAAGGCCGCAGCUCAUGCUGGGUCAUCGGCCGCUGGAAUGCCGCGGGCGCAUGCUGCACCGCCAGCUCCGAAACCGAAACCCAAGGCGAUGCUGGACCUUGAUCUCUACGACCCCGACGAAGAUGACGAUUGA